AUGGCUUUCUUGGGGAAUAUAGAACAAUUUAACACGGCGGCCCCGGAAACGUGGAAUAUUUACGUGCAAAGGGUGAAAUUUUACCUCGAAGCGAACGGGGUCACGGACGCUGGAAAGAAACGCGCAGUUUUUUUAAGCGUGUGCGGCGAGCAAACAUUCCAAAUCGCGCGAAGUUUAUGCAUUCCAAAUGAACUUGCCGAUACGUCGUUCGAUCGCUUAAUCGAUUUGUUAUCGACGCAUUUCAAUCCGAAGCAAUCUGAAAUCGUUCAGCGUUUUUUAUUUAAUAAAAGAAACCAAAAGGAGGGUGAAACUGUUUCUGCGUGGGUCGCCGAACUCCGAAAAAUUGGCGGGUUGUGCAAUUACGGGGUGGAACUAGAAAGACAAAUUCGGGAUCGUAUCGUGUGUGGUGCGCGCAACGAAGCCCUUCAACGUCGUUUACUAUCAGAGCCGAAUCUUACUUUCCAGAUGGCAUUCGACACAGCUACGGCAACCGAAAAUGCAGCUAGCCAGGUGGUGGAGCUCCGUAAGGUGCCCGGACAGUCUGAAAUAAAUAAAACUGAGGUACACAAGGAGUCGACUCCAAUGAAAUGUUGGAGGUGCACAGCUAACCACGAUCCAACUGCGUGUCGUUGGAAGGACGCGGACUGCAGAUUCUGUUCGAAGAAGGGCCACAUUGAGCGUGCGUGCCUGUCCAGAAGGAAUCGUGGGAAUGGUAAUAAAGCGAACGAAGGGAAAAGGGUAAGUGCGGCACAGAAUUCUUCUCGGGGUAGAUCUAACGAAAGAGACCAUAAAACCGGUCAGCACCAAGUGAAAUCGGAACCGCCAACUAACAGUGACGAUGGUGAGGACGAUUAUUAUUAUUUUGGUCUCCAUAAUGUCGGGCGCGGGGAGGCACCAUACCGGGUUUUACUUUCGGUGAAUGAUAGACAAUGCGAAUUUGAAAUUGAUUCGGGUGCGAGCUUUACGGUUAUGGCACAAUCGUGUUUCGAAAGACUAUUUGCGGGGGAUACACCGCGAUUAAAUAACAUUCAGUUAUCGUUGAGAGACUGGCAGAAAAAGGACAUUGCAAUUCUGGGCGAAUGUGAGGUGCGCGUAUCGUUUAAUAAACAUUCGAAAACGUUACCUUUAGUCGUGACGAAGGGCGAUAACAUUAGUCUGUUGGGGCGAAAUUGGUUUGAGGCUUUGGGAAUUAAGCUGUCGAUGAACGCGGUAGCUACGGUCGAUACAAAUAUUGAGCGGGUGCUGCAACAAUUUAGCGACGUGUUCGAUAAUAACCUUGGGAAUUUUCGUGGGAAACCGGUCAAAUUAGAAAUUGAUUCUACAGUGCGGCCAAUUCGAUUAAAGGCGCGUAAUGUAGCUUUCGCGCUUCGACCCAAAAUCGAAGCGGAAGUCGAAAAACUGAUCAGACAGGGUAUUCUGGAACCGUGCGAGAAUCCUACAUGGACUACUCCAAUCGUACCGGUGGUGAAAUCCGAUGGGUCGAUUCGUAUCUGCGCAGACUAUAAAUGUACACUUAAUAAGGCACUCCAGGAUGACCCGUACCCAAUGCCGACCACACAAGAAAUAAUUGCCGCUUUGAACGGGGCAAAGGUUUUCGCGAAAUUGGAUAUGGCGCAAGCAUAUCAGCAGCUGAAGGUGGACGACGAAUCAGCAAAGUUGCAGACGAUAAUCACCCAAAGGGGCACAUAUAUGGUACGCAGGCUGUGUUUUGGAAUUAAAGUGGCACCGCAAAUAUUCCAACGAUUCAUCAACGACCGUUUGGCUGGUAUACCGGGAUGUUUUCCGUACUACGAUGAUAUAUUGGUAGCAGCAGGAAACGACCAGGAGUUGCUAGAACGCAUUACGGAAAUUUUACGCCGGUUCUCAGAGGAUGGGCUAAAACUAAAAAGAAGUAAAUGUGUUUUUAGAACAAAGGGCAUCGAAUUUUUGGGGUUUUAUAUAAGUGAAGAGGGGGUGCGCCCAAUCGCUGAUAAAGUCCGCAACAUCAAACAUGCGCCAACACCGACGUGUAAAAGGGAAUUGCAAUCAUUUCUUGGAUUGCUAAAUUUUUACCACGCCUUUUUAAAGAAUAAAGCGAAUUUUGCUGAGAGUCUCCAUCGUCUGUUGGACAACAAAGUUCCGUGGAAUUGGACUACAGAAAACCAAAGAACCUUUGAAGCCGUCAAAGAGUUGCUUUCUUCUGACCAACUGUUAGUACACUACGACGCCAGGAAAGAGUUGGUACUCACAUGUGACGCGUCUCCUUGGGCCGUGGGGGUGGUGCUGAGCCAUGUAGAUAGUGAUGGCAGAGAAGCACCCAUUGCGUUCCAUUCAAAAACUCUUAGCCAAGCAGAGCGCCGGUACAGUCAAUUGGACAAGGAAGCGUUAGCGAUAGUGGUGGGUGUUAAGAAAUUCCAUAAUUACUGUUAUGGGCGACAUUUCGAAAUUGUAACGGACCACAAACCGCUCUUAGGAAUUUUAGGAGAAAAUAAACCAGUACCGCAGAUGUCUUCGCCGAGACUAGUUCGCUGGGCAUUAUUCCUGAGUAAUUAUGACUACAAGCUGAUACAUAAGCCAGGGAAGGACAUCAGCCAUGCGGAUGCUCUGAGUCGCUUGCCAGCGGACGCGGCAGAAACUGAGUACGCGAGUUACGAACGCAUGGGCGAGGUAUUCAUGCUGGAAAAUAUGCCAGAGACACCACUGAACGCCGAGAGGGUGGCAGAGUUGACAGGACGAGACCCGGUUAUGAGCCGAAUUCGAGACUUUAUACAAAAUGGUUGGCCCCAUAACUUGGAGGAUGGGCUGGAGGAAGAGCAGGUACGACCGUUCAAGGCUAGGAGAGACGAAUUGUCCACCUACAAAAACUGCAUACUAUGGGGUACCCGAGUGGUAAUUCCACCAAAAAUCCGAGAGAGAGUUCUGGGAAUCCUCCAUGGUGCUCACAUCGGGAUGGUAAGAAUGAAGUCAUUGGCCAGGUCGUACGUGUGGUGGCCAUCCAUGGACCAAGCUAUUGAAAACGCAGUCCGGCACUGUGAAGAGUGCCAACAACAGCAAAAGUUGCCGGCCCGAGCGUCAAUACAUCCGUGGGAGUGGAGCGAAGUUCCCUGGAGCCGAGUCCAUAUAGAUCACGCAGGACCAUUCUGUGGUCAACAAUUUCUAAUUAUUGUUGAUGCUUUCAGCAAAUGGUUGGAAGUCAGGAGAGUACCAUCUACAGCAUCGGAACACACUAUCCAAUGUCUACGGGAAAUUUUCGCAACCCAUGGGAUUCCGGAAGUUAUAAUAAGUGACAAUGGCACGUCAUUUACAUCGGAGGCAUUUCAACUAUGGACUAGGAGAAAUGGCAUCCGUCAUACUCGAAUCGCACCAUAUCACCCGGCAUCAAACGGUCAGGCGGAAAGGAUGGUGCAAGAAACCAAAAAAACAUUAAAGAAGCUGAGCACGGGGAACUGGGAAACCAAAAUUGCAAGAUUUUUAAUAACACAACACAUUACGCCUACUUCGACCACAGGACUUUCUCCGGCGGAGUUAAUGUUUAAAAGGAAAAUUCGUACGUGUUUGGACCUCCUACAACCGAGUGUCGUGAGGAAAGUUAGAGAAAAUCAACAAAAAAUGAUGUGGGCCGGGCCCAGAACAACCAGAACAUUUGACCAAUCAGCUACAGUCUUAGCUAGGAAGUUUGGAGGAAGUGACGAGCCCCGAUGGCAGCAAGAGCAGAUUGUCCGACAGUUAGGACCCGUGACGUACGAAACUAUUGAUGAGAGGGGUAGAACCCAAAAGCGUCACGUGGACCAUUUGCGGAGAAGUUCACCAGAGACCACUGAAGAAAGCGAUAACAACGACAGCCUACUUCAGGAGGAGAGAUCACAGGAGCAGAUGACCAGGGAUCGACCAGAGGACCUAGCAGUCACGGAACAACUGCCUACUAUAAAUCAGAGGCCGCAGAGGAAUGCCAGAUUACCGGAGAAAUUUCGAGAUUUCGUGAUGACUUCUAGGAAGGGAGGGAUGUCAUGUAUUGAGCAUGGUAAACCUGGCUUGCGUGUGCGCAAGACGAGCAGCAUGGACGAGGAAGACGGGAGGUUGUAA
Photinus pyralis (common eastern firefly) is the source of this 4062-nucleotide messenger RNA. RefSeq lists its product as uncharacterized. NCBI's taxonomy places the organism in Eukaryota, Metazoa, Arthropoda, Insecta, Coleoptera, Lampyridae. The transcript has a single exon. Bases 1 to 4062 code for a protein of 1353 amino acids. Gene Ontology annotation, biological process: DNA integration. The record is from RefSeq and is a predicted model, not a curated record. Gene Ontology annotation, molecular function: nucleic acid binding.